Drosophila busckii is the source of this 1821-nucleotide messenger RNA. It is a transcript of the gene Tasp1, whose product is annotated as threonine aspartase 1. Gene Ontology annotation, biological process: protein maturation. The coding region runs from base 127 to 1215 and encodes 362 amino acids. NCBI's taxonomy places the organism in Eukaryota, Metazoa, Arthropoda, Insecta, Diptera, Drosophilidae. Gene Ontology annotation, molecular function: threonine-type endopeptidase activity. The transcript is spliced from 3 exons. The record is from RefSeq and is a predicted model, not a curated record.
UAUUGUCAACAACAGAAUUGUUUAAACAAACAAACACGAAAAUAGCAUUCGCUCUUCGUAAACAAAGACCGCGGAACGCAAGUGCAGUUGGCACUAAACGCAGCAAUACGAGCAAAAGCAACAACAAUGUCUGGUUUCGUUGCAGUGCAUACAGGAGCUGGCAACUGCAUCGAUGAGACCAAGUACCAGCGUGUCAUCAAAGAGGCCUGCAUACGCGCCACCGAGAUACUGCGCAACGGUGGCAGCGCUGUUGAUGCCUGUGAAGCAGCUAUAAUCCGCCUUGAAAACUGCGGCCACACAAAUGCCGGCUUUGGUUCGAAUCUCUGCAUGGAUGGCACAGUGCAGUGCGAUGCGGCAAUUAUGAAUGGCACAACGCUAAAUUUCGGUGCCUGUACAAAUGUGAGUCGCGUCAAGAAUCCUAUACAGCUGGCGCGCAGAAUUUGCGAUAACCAGUCUGAGCCACAACCGCUGGAACGCAUACCUCCUAUGGUGCUGGCAGCAAGUGGCGCCGAACAGUAUGCGGAGCAAGUGGGCUGUGCCAUGGUCGAUCCCAGCGUGUUGAUCUCAUCCAAAGCAAAAUUCCAUUACAAUCACUAUAAAAGCAAAUACGAUCUGGUUGUGGGCAGCACCAAAGUGAUCGAAGAGGCUGAACCUGUGCCAGAGCCAGGCAACGAAGUGGAGCUGACAGCUGCACUGGAUACCGUUGGUGCCGUCUGCGUGGAUGGCGCCGGCAACACAGCUGCGGGCUGCAGUUCUGGUGGUAUAUUGCUCAAGGCACCAGGUCGUGUAGGUCAGGCGGCUACUUAUGGCGCUGGCUGCUGGGCCACCGACACAGAUGAACUAGCUAUAGCUACAUGCACGACGGGCAACGGCGAGUACCUGAUGAAAACGCUGCUGGCGCGUGAAAUUUGCAAUGGCGCUUUCACCAGCGAUUGUGCCGUCACGAGCCUACACAAGACAUUCAAGCAAAAGUUUUUGGAUUCACCGCUGCUGCCGCAACAACAGGAUCUGUAUGCCGGCGCACUGACGCUGCUCUACUAUCCCAAGCAGAACUGCGGCGAGGUGAUGUGGAGUCACACAACGCAAUCAUUUUGCGUCGGCUACAUGGCUACCACACAGAAAGUGCCAAAGUUUGUACACUCGCCCCUGCCUACAUAUAGUGUGCCGGGUAGAUCUUGCGUUGUCAAUGGCCACAAUUUCCAUUUGCGCAUUUAGUUGGCCGCAGAGAGAGAGAGAAAGAGAGAGAGAGAGAACCUAGUGAAACGCAGCCUCCUGCCACUCGUCAUUGUCAGUGUCAACUUAUUUGUAGUUUGUUGCAAAUUCAUUUGAUUUAAUGUUUAAUUGCCGCGACAAUCGCUGCCAAUGUUGCCGCCCCAAAAGCAACAGCCAACAGCAAGAGAUUUUUAUUAUUAUUUUUGCUUUUGUCUCGAUGAAAUAUGAAGAAUCAUUAAAUGAGCACUUUUCAUUGUAUAGUACUUAAAUAUACAUAUAUGCGUAUGUGUGUGUAUGUAUAUAUCUGUGUGCAUAAUGCACAACUAGCGAUAGCUAUAAAAUAAGUUUAUUUUGCUUAGAUAUGUAUAUACAUUUAAGCAGACAUUUGCCUGGCAUAACGCAACUGCUCGCGUUAUAAAUCAGCCAGCAACAUGCGAACCAAAAUAUUAUAUUUAAACUAUAUGUAUGUAAAUUGUACACCAAUGACGUAUGUCAUUUGUGUUCUUUCUUUUUUUGUUUUUGUUUCUGGCAACGCAUCAAGUAGCAUAAGUGAAAUUUGUUUCUAAACAUUAGUUUAAUAAUUCCAAAAAGUAAACAAAGAUGUUCAGU